AUGAAAGCAAAGACGAGCUCCAGCACUGCAGCCAUGUCCACAUCCCUGCGGGUGAGCCCCUCGGUCCAUGGGUACCGCUUCGACACCGCGCUGCGCAAGAAAGCCGCGGCCAACAUCUUCGAGAGCAUCAACGAGGCGUCCCUGCAGAAACUCUUCAAAAACUCCGGCGACAAGAAGGCGGAGGAGAGAGCCAAGAUAAUCCUCGCCACCGACCAGGACAUGGAGGAAAAAACGCGAGCGCUGAUGGCACUAAAGCAGAGGAGAAAAGACAAACUGCUGCAGUUCCUGACGUUUCGGAAAUACUCCAUCAAAGUUCACUGAGCUGGCGGAGGGAGAGCGUUUUGUGACGGGACUGUUUGAGAGCUCCCAGCACGCUCAGCAUGCUCGGCUGCCCCGUGGGCCUGGGGACCUGAGAGUCCAUGCAGGGGGCUCCAGCCCCACUGCAA
Agelaius phoeniceus (red-winged blackbird) is the source of this 446-nucleotide messenger RNA. RefSeq names its product transcriptional and immune response regulator (gene TCIM). The record is from RefSeq and is a predicted model, not a curated record. Gene Ontology annotation, molecular function: Notch binding. NCBI's taxonomy places the organism in Eukaryota, Metazoa, Chordata, Aves, Passeriformes, Icteridae. Gene Ontology annotation, biological process: endothelial cell activation involved in immune response; negative regulation of Notch signaling pathway. Gene Ontology annotation, cellular component: cytosol; nucleus.